Labeo rohita (rohu) is the source of this 10008-nucleotide messenger RNA. RefSeq names its product tet methylcytosine dioxygenase 3 (gene tet3). The transcript is spliced from 12 exons. Bases 679 to 6897 code for a protein of 2072 amino acids. Gene Ontology annotation, biological process: oxidative demethylation; positive regulation of transcription by RNA polymerase II. Gene Ontology annotation, molecular function: zinc ion binding; DNA binding; DNA 5-methylcytosine dioxygenase activity. Gene Ontology annotation, cellular component: nucleus. The record is from RefSeq and is a predicted model, not a curated record. Lineage: Eukaryota; Metazoa; Chordata; Actinopteri; Cypriniformes; Cyprinidae.
CCUUCCUCCUCCUCAUCUUUUUAACUCUAAAACUUCCCUAGAGUACACAGAGGAAAGUUAAAGGGUCUGUUCCAUAAUGAAAUGGCAACUUUUUUUCUCCUCGUGUAAUUCGCCGUGUCAUGUCUUGACUGUGUAGCAGUUUUUAACCCGUGCAGCAAAUGAACUUUUCACGUUUUCUCUCAUUUGCACUGCAUUUUUUAGAUCAAACACAAUGACGUUUUAGUCAUUCUAGUCAUGUGGAACUGUAUAUGCAUAUGUACUGUUUUUAAGUAACGCAUUUUUUUAAUCUAAAUGGGAGUUGACAAGACGCACAAGGAACGUGUCCUUCGUUUGUCCUCAAACUGCCUUAAGUGGCAAUGACCUGAACUGGUUUCCAUCUGCAUCCAAAUGACGUCAAGUGUGUGUAACGGAGAGAUGCUCUCCAUCACCCUGGGCCAUAUUCCUAACGUACCUGCACCUGCAGGUGAAUGACAACAUGCCCAGAACAAUCUCCUCAAAAUAAGGAGGUUCGCUUGUGCCAAGCACCGCCCUUCAAAACCCUUUCCAGACGUUUCUCCUUGUGGCCCUAACUCAGCACAUACUCUUUAUGGACUGGUCUGUGUUGUGCUGUAAAGAACCUUAUUUUUUACCUUGUAUUUUUAAACUGUUAGUGGCCACUUUUAGAGCGGGACCCUCAGUAUGCACAAGCUGAGAGGAGGCCCUGGCCCUCCUGUCCAGGACAUAUAUGAAUUCUCUCUGGACGAGGAGGACCCUAAAGUUUUCCUAGGGGCCAGGAGUGCAAGGGUGGUGUCUCCCGCGGCCGACUACAUCAGGUCCGAGCAUGAGCAAGCUGGCAUGUUCUCCUUGCCACAGGUGGAGGCGGGCCAGGAACCAAUAGAGCCUAUGGUACCACUUAAAAAGAAGAGGAAGAGAUGUGGCGUAUGUGGGCCUUGUAUGAGGAAGGAGAACUGUGGUACCUGCAGCAACUGCCUGAACCGAAAAAUUGGACACCAGAUCUGCAAACUGAGAAAAUGUGACGAGCUGAAGAGGAGGAAGAGCCCAUGGGAGGUGGAAUAUUUUGAAGACGUAAAAUCCCGGUCCAUAAUCCCAAACCUGGCUAAAGAGACUGUUUCUGUGGUGGGUUCAGUGGAUGGCCCCAGAGGAAGAGGCCAGAUGGAAAUUGGGUCCCAUGACCGCCUGGAUGAAGGCGUGUUAAACCAGGAACUGUCUAAUGGGCUUAGCAAACAUAUAGCAAAUGAAGAAAAUAUUUGUGAUGAAGAAGUCAGAGGCGUGGCCAGGGAGCAACACCAGCACAACUACCAUGAGGGAGCUGGAUGUAUUUCCCAGACACCGGGUUGGAUCCCUGAGCAUGCUGGGAAGUCAAAUCCUGAAUCUCAACAGGGUGCGUGGAGAGGCCAAAAUGCCAGUACACCAGUGAAUGAUGUGGAUAUGGAGGAUGCGCGAACCCUGGUGGCCUUUUCUGCUACUGUUGGCUCACUGCCACCUUACACCAACCAUCAACCUUCUCAGACUCCCACAGCUCAGCUGUACGAAAGGUUCAAUCAGGAAAUGUCUAAUGGAGGUGAGGAGGCCAGACAAAAAGGUGUGGAUGGUGAGAUGUACCCCCCUGAAGAUCUAAACACUCUUCAGGCAGCACUGAGCAAGGCCCGGCAUGGCCACAAGCCACCUAACUGUGAUUGUGAUGGCCCAGACUGCCCUGACUACCUGGAGUGGCUGGAGAAGCAAAUCAAAAUGGUGGCUAACUGCCAGGAUAAAGGUUCCUGUAAGAUUUCAGGUGCUUCUCCACAGCCACAUGCACAGCAUCGUCAUGCCCAAUCCCAACCUCAGCAAUGUGGAGGUAACCCCUCGUGUGUGCAAGACCCAAAUCCACAUCCCCAUGUUAACCAGCCUUCUGCUCCUAGACCCUUUGGCCCACCAGCACCCAUCCCCUGCUCCCCUAGUGUCCUGUCAAUAGCCAAGGAAAGAAAUGUUAGCUUGCAAACAGCAAUUGCAAUUGAGGCUCUGACCCAGUUGUCUGCCACUGACCCACAAACUGUUGUUCCUCCAGGCGAGUCUUCACCUGCAAAUCACCAUCAGCAUCUGCCAACCUCCUACCCGCAGAGUAUUCCACAAGUGGUCUCUUCAUCACCUGGUCCUCUUUUGACCUCCUCUGCCUCCUCUGCUAUGCCACAGUCCAUCCCUCCAGGACAUUAUCCUCAACAGGAGCUAUCAUGGAAUCAGCAGAGACCUCAGUCUCAGGGUGAGGCCCCUGCACCCAACAUUUUGUCUAGCCCAUCUCACUAUGCUUCCACAUACCCAUCCUCCAAGUCCCCGUUUGCAAGCGUACACCCAUCGACCCCUAAUCCCCGACCCCUGCAGUGGAACCAGGGCACAGCUGAAAGCUGCGAGAAAAGCUCCCCUCGGAACCCGUGGAUGAUGGUGAACACCGAUUCCCAGCCUCGUUUUGUAAGCUCAUCCCAAGGCAGUAGUGACCCAGUGUCCGAGCUAAAGCAACUGCUCGGAGACACUGGUGGAAAGUACACCAACUCAGCCUUCAAGUUCCCACUCCCUCACCCCAGCUUGCAGGAUUGUCGCAAGGGAAGCCUCCCUGGGAUGCCUCACAUCAAGCAGGAGGUGGACACGAAGGAGUACCUGGGCUCAGGGUGUGCAGUCAUGGGCCAGGAGGGGAUGGUAAAUGGCCAGCAGCAGUUCCAGGGUCAGCAGUUUUCCCCCACCAUUAGGCACUCAACUCAGGCAGCACUACAGCAGCACCUUCACCAUAAACGUAACCUCUUCUCUAAUCCCCCCGCCUUCAAUCCUUUAGCCCCCAUGGCUUGUCAGAACCUUCGUAAGUGGUGGCCACAGCCUAUUCCAGAGGGUCCUGUAACCAUCAAACAGGAGCACAAAGAACCCAAAAAGAAAAAGGGCGCUCAGAGUUCUCCACUUCUCAAGCAGCCAGUGGGUGGGCUUUUUGGUCCACUGGGCACACCUCUUCCAAAACCCAAACAGAUUGUUAUCAAGAAGCAUAAACAGAAAGCUUCCCAACCAUCUUUCCUCCCACAGAACCAGAUUAUAAUAUCAAAACCUCCCCUCUUCCCCCCAGGAUGUGCACCAUCCCUAUCUCAGCUUGCUCCAUCUCUACCAGGCAUGGAAGCUGGGCUUCCCCCCUCUCAGGUGGCUGAGAGCCACCCAGCUCCAGCUCAAUCUCAGGAAUCCAUUUUGAAUGGCAGUAGUAGUGCACCUAUCUCUGAAAACACUCUUUCUUCUUUUACCCCUGUGUCUGUCCUAGCACCAUCCACCCAGAAGGUGAUAGCUAGCCCAACCCCAGAUGGGCCAAACGAUAACAUCCCAACAACCAGUAUCACACCUCAAACCUCUACAACACAGCAGACUCCUUCUCUGGCUGGCCUCAGUAACCUAGAUCCAAAAUUUGAAGAGCUGAUUCGCCAGUUCGAGGAGGAGUUCGGGGACACCAUUUCCUCAGCUUCUGCAGCAGAGACCCCAGAGAAUGGCCCUGCUCAGCCAGUGGUGACCGAGUCGCAACCAAACUCAGGACAAACCAGACCCGAGUCACCAUCCCAAAAGCAGCCAAAUAACUGCCCUCCUUUUCCCACAAAUGAUUCUGAGCCCAUGGAUGAAGGUCAAAAGGACAUGGCUGAAAGACUGAACGAAAAAACACCAUUGCCAUCUGAGGAGCUCUGUAGUAUCAAACAGGAAAGUGAGGAAUGUGAGGUGGACAUGAAACCUUCUGGGCAGCCCCUGCCUGUAGCCCAGGAUGCAUUUCUGGAGCGUCAGCACCCCUUCAUCACACCUUUCUCCCCUCCAGCUAAACGUGUAAAGAUUGAGUCAUCUGGCGGCGUGACAGUGCUCUCCACAACUGCAUGUUUGUCUGCAGACAGAGAGAGGGACGAUUUGAAUACUCCCACCAAGGAUAUCUUUCCCUCCUCCCCUUCACUUAAAGGAUUUCUUGAGUCACCAUUGCGUUAUCUGGACACUCCCACCAAGAACCUGCUGGAUACACCCAGGAAAGAUGCCCAACCUGACUUUCCCACCUGUGACUGCGUAGAUCAAGUCCUAGAAAAGGAUGAGGGUCCAUAUUACAAUCAUUUGGGAUCUGGGCGAGACAUUGCUUCAGUCAGACAAACGAUGGAAGAGAGGUAUGGGGAGAAGGGCGAAGCCAUUCGUAUUGAGAGGGUGAUUUACACAGGGAAAGAAGGAAAGAGCUCUCAGGGAUGUCCUAUCGCUAAGUGGGUGAUUCGUCGCAGCAGUGAGAAGGAGAAAUUGUUAUGCAUUGUGAAGCAACGGCCUGGGCACCACUGUGCCAAUACUGUUAUUGUUGUUGUCAUCAUCUGCUGGGAAGGUGUACCCCGUGCUCUAGGAGAUAAACUCUACAAAGAAAUCACAGAAACCCUCAUCAAACACGGCAAUCCCACCAGCCGCCGCUGUGGACUCAAUGACGAUCGAACCUGUGCAUGCCAAGGGAAGGACCCAGAUACCUGUGGAGCUUCCUUCUCUUUUGGCUGCUCCUGGAGCAUGUACUUCAAUGGAUGCAAGUAUGCUCGAAGCAAAACCCCUCGCAAGUUCAGACUGCAUGGAGACCACCCCGAAGAGGAGGACAAUCUCAGGGAUAACUUCCAAAACUUGGCCACACAUGUGGCCCCUGUGUAUAAGAGGCUGGCUCCCCAGGCCUACAGUAACCAGUGUUUAAAUGAGAAGAUUGCUUCAGACUGUCGAUUGGGUUUGAAGGAAGGACGGCCAUUUUCAGGAGUCACUGCAUGCAUGGAUUUCUGUGCCCAUGCUCACAAAGACCAGCAUAAUCUUCACAAUGGCUGCACUGUGGUGUGCACUCUCACGAAAGAGGACAAUCGCAGGGUGGGCACAAUCCCAGAAGAUGAGCAGCUGCAUGUGCUUCCGCUCUACAAGAUUUCUCCAACCGAUGAAUUUGGAAGUGAGGAGAACCAGCGUCUCAAAAUGCAGACAGGAGCCAUCCAGGUGCUCACUAGCUUCCGUCGACAGGUUCGAAAACUUCCAGAACCUGCUAAAUCCUGCCGGCAGCGUCGGUUGGAGGCCAAAAAGGCUGCAUCUGAGAAGAAGAACAGGAAAUUGCAGCUUGCAGAAACCCCAGAGAAGACUGUCAAGAUGGAGAUGCACCACAUGGAGUCACCCCACCCUGAGCAAGGCAAUAAAGCUAUUCCAAAACAGGAGGUGAAACCAACCCUCAAAAAAGAGCCCGUCGACCGCUUCCAGCCCUUCAAUGGAGCCAUACAUGGCUACCCAGCACUAGGGAACGGCAAGACAACCUCUGAUCCCCACAACAUGCACAGUUCGUUGUCAUAUCCUGGUAACUAUGCAAGAGGUCGCAUCCCUACCAACAGCCAGCCUCCUGCACAGAGCCCUAUCAAUGGCUUUCACCCCAGCCUCCAAGAAAUACGCUACGGUUAUUACAACUACCCUCCUAGUGCACUUUUUCCUCCUGAGCUCUUGGGAUACGAUAAUGCAGCCUGGCCCAAAGCUGGAGAACCCUCUGCCACACCAUUUGACCAGAAGCCAGAUGUUCAGUGUCUCCAAGCCAAACUGGCACAGGCCUAUCCCGGCCGUCCUCUGCAGCCACAGCAACAAAUGGCUGAUGCCUCCAUUCAAGGCUUCCCACACCCUUCUGAGGUUUCCCAGUCUCCUGUCCCACCCAGCCGUACUCCAUCGCAUGAGCAGACACACCGCUCUACGCCCAUCAUCAAGCAGGAGCCCAUGGAUGUGCCCCUAUAUGACGGCAGAUCGGAUGGGCAAGCUCAAAGCUGCCCUAGCACUCCCAGUACCACACCAAAACCCGAAGGCUGGCCUGGGCACAAACUGAACGGCAGCCUAGUCCCUAAAGGCUGGGAUGGAAGUAUCAGGCCAGGUCCGACUGAUUCGCCUUUCACUCCGGACAAGCAGAGGCUCCACCAGCAACACCCACACCAACACGAACACCCUCAGUAUCUACAGCAGCAACAAUGGAAUUCCUAUUCCUGCCCUAACACUCCAAUGGCAUCCCCUGCCCCAUCUCCGUCCCCAUCCCUAAAAGCAGGUCUGUCACCUGCACCCUCUCCGCACCCGUCCACCCCAAGACAGUGGGGUAGCCCUGCCCCAAGUCCACAACCUAAAGCAUGGGGUCCUUAUGGACCCAUAGGUUACGGCGCCGGUGGUAUACUGCAAGGAAAUCCUGCUGGUGCUUUCCCCGACAAAAUGCUUUCCCAGGCAGGUGGGAACUGUGGCUCUGCACCUCUGGGACUCCAGGAGAAAGCCUGGAAAUCUGGUGGUGGGUCAGCAGCAGGCAGCACGCCAUCUCCGGCUCCUGAGGGACGCUUGUUUCCCGAUGCACUGCAAAAGUCGGAUGGUCAGGCAUGUUGGGACAGUGAGGCAGAGACCCAGAGCGAACGUGACCCUGAGGAGGACGAUGUGUGGUCAGACAGCGAACACAACUUCUUGGAUCCCAACAUUGGAGGAGUAGCAGUGGCCCCCGCUCAUGGUUCUAUCUUAAUUGAGUGUGCCCGUCGAGAGCUCCACGCCACCACGCCGCUUAAAAAGCCUGACCGCUCUCACCCGAGCCGCAUAUCCCUGGUCUUCUACCAGCACAAGAACCUGAACCAGCCCUCCCAUGGUCUGGCUUUGUGGGAGUCCAAGAUGAAACUCCUGGCCGAGCGAGCACGGCAGCGGCAACAGGAAGCAGCUCUUUUGGGUCUCUCACAGGAAGAAAUUAAGGCCUAUGGGAAAAAACGCAAGUGGGCGGCUGGAUCGGCGAGCCCGUCCCCUGGACAAACCAAGGACAGACGAGAGGGUGUGGUGACACGGAUGGCGCCCACACAGCAUACCACCACCAUAGUCACAGUUUCACCCUACCCAUCCACACACCUCACUGGUCCUUACAGUCGAUUUGUGUGAACUCUUCUUGUAGACUGUUGCCCCCUGGAGCCAGAGAUGGGAAUAGAAAUGAUAAGGAUCAUGAAUCUGACUCCUUUACCAUUCGCUUCCCCUCUUCUAGCUCCAACGCCUCUCUCAGGCCACCACAAGGGAGGGAGAAUAGAGGAAGGGGCACAUUUUUCACUUUUUUUCUUUUACCUCAAAUUUUGGCAGCAGUUUGGGAGCUCCCCAAACGGACAUGCUGCCUAUGGUGCUCUUGCUCUCUCCAACGUGGGAGGGAUUUCCAUAGCUACCCCUCCUUAAGUGAAUUUGAUGAUCCUAAUUAUUAUUGCUCUAUUAUCAAUAUUAUUACAAUUGCUAUUGUUACUGUCAACGUUGAUAUUACAGGUAUUGUUAUUAUAUUAUGAAGAUGACUAUUUUUUAUUUUAAUGUUAUUGUUUUUUCAUCAUUGUUAUUAAUAUUAUGAUUUCCCCCCCUCCCCCCUCUUGACUAAGAGGGACUUCCUUUCUUCACUCUCGCUUGUUCAUUAUGAACAUGAGAACAAGCUAAUCAGCAUUUUUCGUUGCGCUUUUCGCCUCUCCCACCCUCACCGACCUCUCGAUCGAUGAAGCGCCUUCACAUCAUUGCACGUCGCAUUUAUGCGACUGCAUUAAGGCAUCUCUGGAGUAUCCGCUCAUUGUGCUAGUCACUGAACACGUGACCAAGAAAGAGAGGGCCAGACACCAGCUUGGGCCUUUCUGUUUGGUGCCACUCUGAUGAAAUCUGUAAAGUUUCUCAUCCCUUCAAAUGGUGCUUCUUUUCUGUCUCAAGUGUCUCUAAUUUUGCCCUCACAAAAUCGAGGCAGGUGCUUGACCUGGGUGCUCUUUAGCAGCAGAUGUCAGUCAUGUUCAGUGACGCUAAUUGGCUCAGCCUUCCAUCGCGUCAUCUGAUUGGUGCUGACUCAUUUGCCUGCAGUUUCAUUGGCCAUUCUUCACUACCCACGUGACAUUUGUAGACUAAGUUCUCAAAGGUGCUGAUAGUGCUAGCAAAAAUCCACCUUAAUCAAACCGCCCUGAAGAGCUGCAGAUAACCCACCGUGGGUCUUAAGCGUAUGAUUUCCACAAUCCAGACUCAGCUCAAACAGGGAAUUCUAAAACCGUCAGCCAGUUUUUAUUGGCUUGUAAUUCUGUAAUCUCUGCUUGAUUCACCCUAGAUUGACCGUAGAGCAGAGACGCUGAGCUGCAGUAGGUAAGAAAUGAUAGUUUUUUUUUAAAAAAACAAAUGAAUUGCCAUUACAGAUGAGUAUCUACAGAUUUGUAACAUUGGUGUUUCUGGUUGGGUUUAGACAGCAGACUAAAAAAGAUCCAAAAGAAGAUCUACACAGGGUUAAAGCUAGAGGGGGACUUUCCAACUGGCUCCCAGUUGGGAGGAUUCCCAACACAACCGGCCCUGUGCAAACUGAACUGAACACGUCUUCCAUGUCCUGAUUUAUCUGUAGUUACCCAUUUGUAAUGACGAUUCGAUUUUCUUACCUACUGCUGGUUAAACCCACCAGCCUAAUGGACAGAGCACAUUUCUUGGAGUUGGUGCUACUAUGAGUCUUUUCAUACUCCCCUCUCGUUCUAAGCAGCCCAUGGUGCUGAUUGGCAACGCAUACGGUUUCAGCUCAGCUGUUUGUGCGGGUGCAUGUAUAAUUACGAGAAUGUAUGCGUGCCGGUGUGAAUGCCUGUCUGUGAGCUACAUAUAGAGAGCAAUGCAGGGCUGCUGCUGGUUUACACAGGGCUGUAAGAUGCUUGACACUCACAGAGGAGAUCCUGGUGCUCAUUAAGUGGUCCUAAAGCUCUUUACCUCAUGUUGUACAGACACUGGUCCCAGUCACAACAUGCUACAAACACACGGGCGCUACAGACUGCAGGCUUGCUGCCUACAUCCACAUUCGUACCUACUUUUUUAUUAUUAUUUAUUAUAUGAUAAUGAUGAUGAUGAUUAUUGUUAUUGUGAUUGCUGUCAUUUUGUUUUGUUUUUUUUUUCUCUUUGUUUGUUCAUUUUAGAGAAAUUGUACAUAUUGAAGAGAGGAUUUUAUAAAAGCACUUUUAAUCUUGAUUUUAAUGAGGAAAAAAAAUAAGAACGGAUUAUUGACAACUUGAAACCUAGUUUUUGUUUUAAUGGAAUUUUAUUGGGAGAGAUAGAAAUGUAAAUAGUUAAAUAUUUAGGUAAGAUUAUUUAACUGGUGAGGGAUGAUGGCCUAAUCAUGAAUGAUUCCUGAAUUUUUAGUCUUCAGUUGUCUGUAUGUCAAGCCGUCAACAACAGACCAACAAAGCAGGAUGUUUUGUUGGUCUACUCAAGAUACUGCUGUCCUUCCUUUCGUGAGUACUGUACUUACACCAAUACCUCUGUACUACCAUUGUCACCGGCUUCCUUCCCCUGCAUCUGAUCCACAUCUAUAAACCAUAAACUAUUGGAGAACAAAAAAAUGAAUGUGAACGUGUUGACUAAUACAGUUCGCAAGGAUUCAGGACUCAUGUUUUUUUGUUUGUUUUUCAAAUCAGAAAGGGAGUGGAAGUACAUCGCUUUUACAUGAAAAUUGCCCAUAGAACCGAAAAGAGUAUCAGGUGUAAACUUGCAGUUUGAAAUGUGACAGCUUUCAGUUCAAAACUCUCGGUAGAUCAUGCAACGCCUAUUAUUUUGCUUUAUUUUAUUAAAUAUUGUGUGUGGGGUGAGUCUUACAAAGCUCUGAGUCUGCACUGACAUGAUAUUAUCUAGAUCGUCACCUGUUCUUGGAGACGUAAGACAUACCCCUGAAAUUUAAAAAGCUGAGUUUCAAGACUUCUCUCGAAGUCCAGUGCAGUUUUAUUCACCCUAAAUGGCUUUUGAACCAUGGUGCUACCCCCUAGAGUUCACUGUGGAAAAGACUCUUGGCAAACACUGUUGCUACAGUUCUUCGGGCUCUUAAAUUAAUAUGUGAACUAGUUUUGAGAGGAAACCUAUAUGGUGCUGAUCAUUUUUAAAUCUUUUUACGUAGUUAUUUCUGAUAAUCGCGAUUUAAAAAAAGAAGAAGAAGAAAAAAAAAGCACUCCAACUGAUCCAGUUACCCUUUUUAGCCAUCAUCCUAAAUAAUUGAAAUGGUACUUGAAGAGCAUGAUGGCAGGUAGA